UUUGUUUUUGAAUAUCAUCUGUUGCGUUUGGCAUCAUGUUAUUCCAGUUUAACUAAAUAAUUUAAACAUUUUGUGAAUAUAUAAUACGUGUACCAUUUACAAGUUCCAAACAAAAAUCAAAUCAAAACAUUAAUUGAAAGUGAAAACUAUCAGUGUUGCAAUAUAAGUUAUCACAGAUUUAUUGGAAAUUUCAACAAUUUCUCUUUGGAAUGCCGCAUAGCAAUGAUCCUGAUAUAAUCUGCUUUAAACACUGCGGAAAUGAUAUUUUCAUGUUUUCGGUACCGAACCGAUGUCCACUUUGCAAUGGAAAUUUGGAACAAUGCAGGGAAUUUCUGCCUUUCACUUUACCAUAUCCGUUCAUCAGUGCCACAGAAAGCCCCUGCUCUGUGAUACUGCGACCGUCACGUGGAGAUUUUUUGAGAGAUUUUCAUAAUAGAAUCAAUUUACACAUAGCUCUGACCGAUUCUCGAGGGUCAAUAGUGGAAUUUGACAGCCCGGGCCUAAUGUACACCGCUUCAAAGAACGUAGACAAAUCGCUGUGGAAACAAUGCCUGCUGAUCGCAAAAGUACCUGAAUCGUGGUUCGGUGAAUGGGAUCGACAAAUAUACCACGUAGCUAGAGAACGGGGUUGGGACCAGAUGAAAUAUGAUGAACAAACUUUGAAUUGCUACAGCUUCGUAUUGGAUUUUGUGCGGUUACUCAGAUAUGAUUCGUUGACUGCCAAUGAUAGUUUUUUUGCAGCAAUGAGUUCUGUACAAAGUACGUUCUACCGAAAACUGUUCUCGCAGCUAAAUACAUAACAAUUUUUAGAAGAAUUGAAGAACAUGGAAUGUGGAAGGAACACCAUCGGUGAUUGUGGUGGAAAGUGGGUGAGUAACCUCGUUGUCAUAUUUGGGAAGUUGCGAAAUGCGCACAUCGUGAUUGUGAUUUCUCCGGUGGAAAAGAAGCCCGGGAUGCAGUACGGAGGUGAACAUUUGUUUUUUUCGGAUACUAAUCAAACCAGAGCCGUCCGAUAGAGUAAAGUAUGGACGUAGUUCUUGAACAGUACCUAGUACGCACCUAGUGAAAUCGUAUCGCUAAAACAACGUCGAUGUACUUGAUUCAGAAGAGGAGAACGAACAAUCGAUGGAAGCUUCCAGUAGGGCUAGUAGUGAGACACAACGUGGAGAUUGUGUGGAGCAUUAACUCAUAAAAUCUUUACCAUUUUAUCGCACAUCCGACGGAGCAUGUUUUUAUACGAUUUGUGAGGAAACAUCAUGGAGGAAAUUGAGACAUACAUCCGUAAGGACAUGUGUACACAAUGUUUCAUGUGAUGGAUUCCCCGUUUUCCUGGGAUGAUUGGCACAAAAUUCACUACGAAAAUCCGCCUCGAGAUAUAUGGUUCGUUCAUGAUAAGGAUUAGCCCAGCUACAUUUUUCUUCAGCACGUGUUGUUCUGUGAGCGUUGUAAUGAAUAGUUUGAUUCGGAUGGAACUUUCAACGUACAACUAGAAAAAAGAUACAAAUACGAACAAAUACAAGUGAUUAAGUUUCGUCAUUGCACAUUGGAAGACACUUCUCGGUCACACAUUAUGCUUUUGCUAAUUCCAGAUGAUUCCUCUCCCUGAAUGAUGAAAGAAACAGGAUCAUGAUCGAGUACAGAUGGCAAUGGAAAAAUCGUAUGGGAUCGACUUAGUUGACGCUGCGAUUAGACCUGUCCCCUAGUACUCUGCUCGUAGAAUUAUUGUAAUGACAAUUAUUGUUUUUUUUUUUGUUAUUUACUUGUUAUUGAAGAAUUAUCCCAACUGUAUAUAGAAUAAGUUACUAUCAAUGUAUUUGAAGUAUGUAGAA
Messenger RNA from Toxorhynchites rutilus septentrionalis, 1829 nucleotides. Its product is annotated as MKRN2 opposite strand protein. The coding region runs from base 210 to 800 and encodes 196 amino acids. The record is from RefSeq and is a predicted model, not a curated record. The transcript has 7 exons. Lineage: Eukaryota; Metazoa; Arthropoda; Insecta; Diptera; Culicidae.